AUGAGGUAUUCCAGUGCAGCCGCAGUGAGCUUUGCUCUACUGCCAAAUCUAGCAGUCUCACAAGGAUACACCAAUGAAUCAGAGGUCCCACUAUACGGGCUAAGUCCACCAGUAUAUCCCACCCCUGUUGGCAAUGGAACAACUUCAUCCACUUGGGCAUCCGCAUAUGCUCGUGCGAAAGACCUCGUGGCUCAAUUGACGCUGGAAGAGAAGUCCAAUCUCACACACGGUGUCUCCGGUCCUUGUGUAGGCCAGACGGGCGCUGUACCUCGUCUCCAGAUCCCAGAACUAUGCUUCGCGGACGCACCUGCAGGUGUGCGCGGACAAGAGUUUGUAUCAUCAUUUCCUGCUGGCAUUCAUCUUGGAGCCACCUUCGACAGAGAUCUUAUGCUCAGAUAUGGCCAUGCACUCGGUAGAGAGUACAGGGGCAAAGGAAUCCAUGUCGCCCUCGGCCCAUUCAUAGGUCCUAUUGGAAGAGUCGUACGUGGUGGCAGGAAUUGGGAGGGCCUUGGUGCUGAUCCCUAUCUUGCCGGCAUUGGGGGCGGACUGAUUACUAGAGGCACGCAAAAGGAAGGCGUAAUUGCCACACCAAAGCACUGGCUUGCGCAAGAACAGGAGUACAGGCGACGCCCCGGUGAUGAAGGCGAGGCAGUCUCCUCUAACGUAGAUGAUCGCACGCUUCACGAACUCUACGCUUGGCCAUUCAUGGACGCCCUACGGGAGGGAGCCGGCUCGCUAAUGUGUUCAUACCAGCGGAUUAAUAACUCGUAUGGAUGUCAGAACAGCAAGCUCCUCAAUGGCAUCUUGAAGGAAGAGUUGGGAUUCGAAGGCUUUGUGGUAUCUGAUUGGGACGCACAACAUGCUGGUGUCGCUUCGGCCAAUGCAGGUCUUGACGUAGUGAUGCCUGUUCCCAAAUUCUGGGGUGGAAAUCUUACUGAUGCUGUCAACAACGGAUCCGUUACCACGGAGAGGCUAGAUGACAUGAACACACGUCUUCUCGCAGCGUGGUUCUAUCUCAACCAGGACGAAGGUUUCCCCGAAAACGCCGUGUACCCAUACAACGUCGAACACGAAAUUGUGGACGUACGCGAAGAUCACGCGUCACUCAUUCGAGAGAUCGGAGCUGCCGGAACUGUGUUGGUUAAAAACGUUAACAAUACUCUACCACUUCGCAGCCCCCGCUUUCUGAACAUCUACGGUUAUGACGCCGAAGUAAAGGCUCAGCCCUGGAACAACCCUUCUCGCUUCGGUGGUGGCUACGAAGAGAACUUUGGCUGGAACACUCUCAACGGUACUCUAAUCACGGCAGGUGGAUCGGGCUCUAGCACUCCGCCAUAUGUGAUCAGUCCCUUCAAGGCCAUCCAAGACCGCAUUAUUGCAGACCGCGGAACACUACGAUGGGACUUCUUUGGUGUUAAUCCGACCGUAUACGCCAACGCCGAUGCGUGUCUCGUCUUUAUCAACGCCUACGCUUCGGAAAGCUUCGAUCGCAUUUCCCUCACAGACGAUUUUAGCGAUCAACUCGUCAACAACGUUGCGACCAACUGCUCAAACACGAUCGUUGUAAUCCACAAUGCUGGUAUCCGCACCGUGGACGCCUGGAUCGACCAUCCCAACAUUACAGCCGUUCUCUUUGCUGGCGUCCCCGGUCAGGAAAGUGGCAACGCCAUCGCGGACGUCUUGUACGGUGACGUGAACCCAUCCGGUCGCUUACCAUACACCGUCGCCCGUCAAGAGCUUGAUUACGGCCACUUGCUUAACGGGACUGUCGAUCUUUCUAUCCCAGCUUUCUUACAGUCGGACUUUACAGAGGGGUUGUACAUCGACUACCGUGCUUUCGAUGCGAAAAACAUUACGCCACAGUAUGAAUUCGGCUAUGGCCUUUCGUACACAACGUUUGGUUAUACGAACAUGACUGUUGAACCUGUGGCGAACGCAAGUCUCGCUGCCUUCCCGUCAGCAUCCGUGCCGAUAAUACAAGGCGGUCACCCAUGGCUAUGGCAAGUGCUAUACCGCGCCACAGUUACCAUUACCAACACUGGAAAGGUUGCCGGUCAUGAGGUAGCGCAGCUGUACCUGGGCGUACCUAAUGCGCCGCAGAGGCAGCUGAGAGGGUUCGAACGUGUGGGUUUGUUGCAGCCUGGAGAGAGUAGGGAAGUUGAGUUUAUGUUAGAUAGGCGCGAUUUGAGUGUCUGGAAUGUUACCGCUCAGGCAUGGGAGCUUCAGAGAGGCAGUCAUAUGCUUGCUAUGAUGCUGCAACGGACCGAGCGUUUCUAUCUGAAAUACAUGUUCCGGAACACCAACUUCAAAAUCGCGACUUGGUUCAGCAAGUUCCCUAGAGGCAUUCCGGGUGGCGACAGUCAAAAGACAGUGAGGCAUCCCAACUUUCCACACACGCACUGGUUCAGCCAUGAGCGUGGUUCACAUGCCCUCACCAAACCGAGCUUGGACUUGGCUGUUGUUUGCAAGAACCUGCGCAAGCUCGACAUGACCCUCCAUGUCGACAAGGUGAGCAUAUACAACGAGUCCACGAAUUGGGUCCGCAAAUCACUUCCCCUUCUUGAAGUCAUCGACUACUUCAACAUGGAGACAAUUUUUGGCUGUACCAGCCUGGAGGAGGUAUAUAUCGAUGGCAUCUACGUCCGACCAUCGCGAGGCGGCGAUGUGACUAAUUUGAACGUGCUAGAGGACCUUGGCAAGUAG
Messenger RNA from Alternaria atra, 2703 nucleotides. RefSeq lists its product as uncharacterized. The record is from RefSeq and is a predicted model, not a curated record. Gene Ontology annotation, molecular function: beta-glucosidase activity. Gene Ontology annotation, biological process: glucan catabolic process. Lineage: Eukaryota; Fungi; Ascomycota; Dothideomycetes; Pleosporales; Pleosporaceae. The transcript is spliced from 5 exons. Bases 1 to 2703 code for a protein of 900 amino acids.